AUGAGCGCACCCGCCCUCCAACUGCACGCCCUCCCCGGCUCGAGCAAGCACGACCUCGCCUCGCUCGACCCCGAUUCGCUCGUCGCAGCGUCGUACCUCCAACUGCUCCACCCGGGCGAGUGGGCACUCGUCUCGACACCGGACCCGGGCUCGUCCUCGUCCCCCUCGGCCCCCGUCCUCCACUCGCACAACGACACCUGGACCGGCUCGGCCAUCCUCCACCACCUCGUCCAGACGUCCUCCUCGCCCCCCAACCUCGACCCGCGACACGAGGCCGACGCCCGCGCCUUCCACGCCUUGCUCGACCACAACCUCCUCCCGCUCGUCCUCCACUCGCUCUACUCGCUCCCGCAAAACUGGGCCUUUGUCCGCUCCCUCCUCCUCCCCUCGUUCCCCUUCCCGACCGCCUUCACCCGCCCGACCGCCCUGCGCCACGCCGCGCACGCCGUCGUCGACGCGACCCACCCAGACUGGUGGGGGCUCGGCGGCGAGGCCGACAAGGAGGCCGACGACGAGCGCAGGCGCAAAAAAGCCCUCCUCGAGACGGGCAUCGACGGCAUCAAGGAGCGCAACGACCUCACCCGCCGCGACGGCAAGGAGCGCGUCAAGAAGACCUUUGGCGAGGGCAAGAUUGUCGCCGCCGCACGCGAGCUCUUCACGGCGCUCGAGUCGACUCUUGCAUCGUCGUCGACGCCCUUCUUCUUCUCGUCGUCGUCCCCGACCCCUCUCGACGCCCACCUCUCGUCCCUCCUCUCGCUCGUCCUCUUCCUCCCGCUGCCGACCCCGCUCCUCGCCGACCUCAUCAACGCCUCGUUCCCGCGCCUGUGGGCCCACGCCGCCCUCCUGCGCCGCGCCCUGUGGUCCCCCGAGAGCGUCCCGCCGCCGGUCGCGCUCGGCCCCGCCGCCUCCUCGAGCGCCAAGCGCACGUCGUCGUCGUCGUGGCUCGCGACCCUGCGCGCCCUCGUGCCCGACUUGCCCUUUGGCCUGACGGGCUCGAGCGGCGUCACGCGCGCGGGCAAGGCCGUCCCGCGCUCGGCGCCGCCGACGGCCGCCCAGCGCGCCCUCGCCCGCAACCGCCGCGCGUUCGUCGCCGUGUGCGUCGUCGGCGUCGUUGGGUGGCUCGCCGGGACGGGGCAACUGCCGGUCCCUGGCGGCAAGUUGGGGAGGUUGCUGCUGGGCGGCAAGGCGCCGAGGGGCGGCUGGGUCCGGUUCAGGGCUGGGACGGGCGAGGGGGACGACGAGGAUGACGAGGACGGCGAGUGGGAGGAGGAAGAGGACGAUGAGGAGGACGACGAGGACGACCUCGACGACGAGUAGCAGAUCUUCAAGGCUCUGGCUCUGCCGAGCUGUCCUCUCGCAACGCGCAACUCUCGCACAC
Messenger RNA from Rhodotorula graminis WP1, 1378 nucleotides. RefSeq lists its product as uncharacterized. Bases 1 to 1317 code for a protein of 438 amino acids. NCBI's taxonomy places the organism in Eukaryota, Fungi, Basidiomycota, Microbotryomycetes, Sporidiobolales, Sporidiobolaceae. Gene Ontology annotation, cellular component: SAM complex. The transcript has 5 exons. The record is from RefSeq and is a predicted model, not a curated record. Gene Ontology annotation, biological process: mitochondrion organization.